AUGCCGAGCGAUUCGAACGACCUACUUUUCGAAUACUGGUGGGGCAAUCCUUCCAACGAGAUCUUUCACGGUCACAUCAAAGUUGCUGCAUCUCCGGAAGCGUGUGUACAGGUCCAGGGUACUGAUGGAAGACCGGAGGCAUGUAUGGCCUUAGCGACUUCUGUCCCCUGUCACAUGUCAGCUCCUGAGUUUUGCGACUAUGUGGGCGCAUUUGGGGCGGAGACGCACCGGCGCUUUCGCCACUGCCGAGUCCUGCAUGGACAUAACAGUGAAGAAUACCUGCUUGCCUUGCUGAUGGCAUCACAAGAGGAUGUGUCAUGGUUGGUGAAUGAGUUUCAUGGAAAGCCUUACAAUGCAAUUGAGGCCAGUGUUUGCAGCUUGCAUGCCGUGCUGAGCAGUCAGACGGGAUGUUUGGAGGAUAAUGCAAGCCCUAAUGCAGAUCGAGGACUCCUCAAGAGAAGGUCACCUAUUUUACCACCUGCAUUGCCGCAGCAGGCAGUUGACCAUGACAGGUUCCAUUCACUAGCGAGCUGUUCGGCAUCUCCUUUGAUGUUGCCGUCUUCCGCGCCUGCCCCGUUUGAGCGCAAGUCAUCACCUUUAAUGUCGCCGUGUUCCCAGCCAGACGUUCCAGAGCUGUUCAUGGAAAGCGGACCUAGCAAUCAGAGCGCUGUUUCUCCAACCCCGACAGCUUCGGGAAAUGAGCGCUCCUAUUGUGCAGUGUGUUUCGAAGCAGUUGACUCCAACCCAGCGGAAUACCAACUGACUGAACUUGGUGGGGGUGUGCCGCUGACUAUCUUAUGCGGGCACACCUUUCAUGCUCGUUGUUUGUCACGCUGGUGCGAUAGCACCUGCCCGGUGUGCCGAUUUCAACAGCAUCCGUAUCAAACAUCGUCCUGUGAUGUUUGUGGGCAAGUGGAGGGGGUGCACAUUUGCCUGGUUUGUGGAUUCAUUGGUUGCACAGCACAGCCCGGCCAAGGGCAUGCCCAACAGCACUUUGAAGCCACGUCCCAUGCAUAUGCCCUGGAUGUGAACACCCAGCAUGUCUGGGACUAUGCCGGAAAUGGUUAUGUGCACCGACUGCUGUACAAUGAUCAAGAUGGUAAGAUGGUGGAGCACUCAGUUCCACAGGAUUCUGAUGAGUCCUUGGGUAUCUCGGCCCAGUCGAUCUUUGGAGGGCUUCGAUGGGCCGACAUGGAGGACGAUGACUGCGACAAGAUCGCAGCGCUCUUCACCCGAGCGUCCGCAUCCAGCAGUUCCUCCGGGGCCAAGAAGCAGGAAGCAAUUGUGGGUGAGUUCAACAACCUGCUUUCGUCGCAAUUGACGGCUCAGCGGCAGCACUUUGAUGAGCUGAGGCAGGACAUUGAGAAGCAGGGGGCCAUUGAAAUUCAGGACAUGGAGGCGCAAGUCAUGGCUGCAAAGCAAAAUGCAGAUGCUGUUGACAGGCAGUUGGCUGGUGCUCAGCAGCAAAACGAGUUCUUGAGAAAAGAAAUCUCAGAUGCCGCGAAUGCUGAGACUUUGGCGCAGCGCCAGAAGGACCAGCUGGAACAACUUAACAGACGCCUCGCUGAAGACCAGCGAGCUUUCGAGGACAAGCAGGAAGAUACUGCGGAACGAAAGCGAAGUGAGCGUCAGCAAAGAGACCGUGAAAUAGCUGAGUUGCAGCAAGAAAUCAAAGACCUUGAGCUGUUCCUACAAAUGAGGCGACGCUGCGAAGCAUCGGCAGAUGUUGCAGAACUGCAGACCGCCCAUCUGCUGGUCCUGCAGUUUAUGCCGUUGGACAACGUGACUGACCUGCUGGCGCACCAUCUGGCUACAAUGCCGUCUUCAUCUUCAUCGCCAGAUCUGUUGAAGGUCGACGUUGAUCACGCGGACUGCCUAUUUAUGCAUGAGGCCCUUCAAGUUAUCCGCCCCAAGCUCAUUCACGUUGAGUACAUGCCGCAGGCGCCUCCGCCUAUCGAAUAUGUUCAGCUCUACCAGAAUGCUUUGCUAAAGGUGGAUUUGAAUGGCCGAGCCGAGCCGCUUCUUCUCCAAGAACGUCUCUGGAAACCAUCCGCUCAGUUCAUGUGGUCGGCAGAACAGCUGCAGAAGAAGAUGCCUGUUGAUGAGCAAGCAGGUGGACGAGAAACUGACCGAAUUCGGAGUGGAAGCGGCCGCGAGAUGACGGGAUGUUCGCUGUCUGCUUUCCUUGUGCGUGCACCAGGCUACUCUUUGUUGGCUGCCGGAGAUGAGGAAGCACUGCUGGUCAGGAAAGACCUUCAGUCACUUUUCGGCAAACCGCCAGCUUUGCUAGAUGCUUGGCUCCGGGGUUCUUUCUGCAACCCUCGCAGGGUCAGCAACGCGCCAGAUUACGCGUCUUGGGGCUUCGACUUUCGCAUCUUGGCAGACAUGACGGUGCCUGUAGAAGUGCGGUGCCAGCAGCUGGAUCAGUUGCUGAAGGUCCCGUGCCCACCGGCUGCGCUUGCAGCUGCCUUGCAGAAGGCGGAAGGCAACGCAUCUCUCGGCUUAUUGGGCGAUGCGGAACUCCGGAACAGUUUUGCGAAGGCACUUGAGAGUCCCAGUGGCUUCCAGGAGCUCAACACUGAGUCCGGUUCGCAACUGGUGGACCUGUUUGCCAAGGUUCUGCAGGAUAAGCUCCAAUCUAUAAAAGUCAAGGCGAAGGAGUUCAUGAAAAAGCUUCCUACGGCAGGUGCAGCAAGCUAUGCAGCGGUUCUCGAAGCCUGCAAGAAGGAUUCGCUGCCGCAGGUUCUCCAAAGAGACUGGGUCCUCUGGCAUUCGGUUGGGAGCGGCCACUAUCCGAAGGACGUGCCAGCUCUGCCUGCCGCUGUGGUGAAUGAGCGGAUCGCGCUUCUGGCUUGCGUUGGUGACAGCCCUCUUGCAGACAUUGUCGUCAAGUCGCAUGUUCUUGAACAUUUGGACAAGUACCAGUCCUGGGAAGCAUCCAUGACCUCGAGUAAACCGCAGGCGCCCUCCAGUGGCGUCAAGACUCCUUUUGAGGCAAGCGUUGCCAAGCAGGUCUCUCUGCGCCGCGCCCUCUCACAAGCCUUCCCUGUCGACGUCGCAACAAAGGCCUCCGAGGCUGAUGGUGGAUACACAGCGGCCCUGAAGUCGCUUGCUGCCAAAGCACGAGCUUCUGCGGUUCUGCCAAAGUAUGUGGUGCCAAAGGAUGCAGCAGACAAGGAGCCUGGAAAGAAACGCAAGGCAGACUCCGCGGCUCCUGGAGGAGGUUUCGCCGCGCUGCACAAGUCCACCGAAAGCCAGGAGUAUCGGUGGCACAUGUUGGCUUACAGCAUCAAUCCUCAGACUACGCUUGGAGCGUCGGUGUCAAAGGGAAGCAAGCUCGGCAGCAGCCGGACGGAGGCUUCCUCGGCGGCACCGGGUGCAGCUUCUGAAAGCAAACCAGCAGGCUUUGCUGGAGUCUGGGCGCCCGGAGGCAAUAUGGUCCCACCAGGGCAUACGCCGUAUUCCUGGCAUCACCAGGCUUCUGGAAUGAAGGAGGGCUUCUCCACGAUAUGGGCGUCCCAGGGCUCGCAGUGCCCGCCUGGACACACGCCUUACUCCUGGGAAAAGGCCCUCAAUGGCGAUGGUGCCACUCCCGCAUCUUCUUCGCGCGGUGCAAAGAAGGCAAGCCCAGCUGCGCCAAAGGCUGAAUCUGGAAAGGCUGCAGCUGAACCCAAAGCUUCACCCAAGGCUCAGCCAGCGGCGAAUGCGCCUCCAGCAGAGAGCAAGGAGGCUGCCCUCGCGAAGAUAGAUCUUCGAUGUGGGCGAAUUCUAGAGUGUGAACGCCAUCCAGAUGCAGAUUCCCUCUACCUGUUGAAGAUCAACAUUGGUGAGGAUCAGCCGCGGCAGGUGGUGUCAUCUCUUGUGAAGCACUACAAAGAAACUGAUCUCAAAGACCGACAGGUGAUGGUGUACUGCAACAUCAAGCCUGGCAAGAUGCGUGGUCUUGAAAGCCAGGCAAUGGUGCUUGCGGCCACCAAGAACAAGGGUGCUGAGGACGAAGUCUGUGAGCUACUGGAUCCUCCCAAGGGCUGCAAAGAGGGCACGAGACCGAUUGUUGGAAGCCUCGAAGUUGGUAGUGGCAGCGAGGGCGUCAGUGUGAAGAACAUCUCCAAGGUGUGGGGGGUGGUGCAGCCAUCCUUGCAGAUGAGCGACACGCGCGAGGCCACCUUCGAGGGUACAACCCUGAUGAUGAAAGAGGGCCCAGUGACAGCCAAGUCGCUGUCCAGUGUGGGCAUCUACUGA
Molecule: messenger RNA, 4242 nt
Organism: Symbiodinium pilosum
Lineage: Eukaryota; Dinophyceae; Suessiales; Symbiodiniaceae
Source: the annotation of a GenBank genome assembly